AUGUCAUCGGGAUCAUCAGCUGGUCAAUCAUUUUCGUCGAAAAAGAUUGUAAUUGGUGUUUGUACAAUGAGAAGGAAAGCAACAAGCAAACCUAUGCAAGAAAUAAUGACAAAAAUACUUGAGUAUUAUGAAAACUGGCUAGAAUUCGUAGUAUUUGAUGAAGAAGUUAUACUGAAAGAGCCAGUUGAAAGAUGGCCUUUGUGUGAUUGUCUUAUAAGCUUCCAUGCAACUGAUUUCCCUUUACAUAAAGCCAUUGAAUACGAACGUCUAAGACGUCCGUAUGUUAUCAAUGAUUUGCACAGACAAUAUGAUCUGUUGGAUCGGCGUAAAGUUUUCAAAGCAUUAGCCAGCGCAGGCAUUGAGCAUCCUCGUCAUGGUGUUUUGUUGCGUGAUAAUGACGGAAAAGUCGAAGGCACUUUAAAGGAAUUUAGUGAUCAUAUCGAAGUAAACGGAAUGAUAUUCAACAAACCUUUCGUGGAGAAACCAUUAUCUGCCGAGGAUCAUAAUGUAUACAUUUACUAUCCCAGUUCUGUUGGUGGCGGUUCACAGCGUUUAUUCAGAAAAAUAAAUAAUCGAAGCAGUUGGUAUUCUCCGGUGAGUACAGUGAGACGAGAAGGAUCUUAUAUUUAUGAAGAUUUCAUUCCUGCAGAUGGUACUGAUGUUAAGGUUUAUGCUGUAGGCUCAUAUUAUGCCCACGCAGAAGCUAGGAAAGCACCAGGUUUAGAUGGAAAAGUUGAGCGAGAUUCACAUGGGAAAGAAGUCCGCUAUCCAGUUAUUCUGAGCAGCAAAGAGAAACUAAUCGCUAGAAAAGUGGUUAUGACAUUUGGACAAACUGUUUGUGGAUUCGAUUUGUUGCGUGCUAAUGGCAAGUCUUAUGUUUGUGAUGUCAAUGGAUUCUCGUUUGUAAAGACUUCAACAAAGUACUAUGAAGAUACGGCUAAAAUUUUGGGCAAUACUAUUUUGAGGCGAUUAGCGUCUUCUAUGAGUAUUCCAUGGCAAGUUCCAUUUCAAGAUGAUGAUCCCCCUUUGGUUUCAACUCCGAGUGGUAAAAUAAUGGAAUUGCGGUGUGUCAUUGCCAUAAUCAGGCAUGGAGAUCGAACUCCAAAACAAAAAAUGAAAAUUGUUGUGACAGAUCAACGGUUUUUCGAUUUGUUCAAAAAGUAUAAUGGAUUCAGCGAAAACGAAAUAAAAAUGAAGCGACCAAAUCAGCUUAUGGAAGUAUUGGAACUUGCUAGAGAAAUUCUUCAUGAACAAAUGAUUCGUCGCCGUGAAUUAUUACAAAAACUGGAGACUCAUGAAGAUGGGGACAAAUAUUCUUUAAACAUUGAUAGGUGUUUAGAACAAUCUGAAGAAGCAAUUAAAAAAUGGGAGCAAGUGCGGACAGUUCUCGAAAUGUAUGGUCAUUUCUCUGGUAUCAAUAGAAAAGUGCAGCUAAAAUAUUUAAAAUCGCGAGAAAUAAAAAGCUCAGAAGGUGAGGAAACGCAUCAACAACCUGCGCUUUUGCUCAUUUUAAAAUGGGGUGGAGAACUAACUACUGCAGGAAAUUUACAAGCAGAAGCGCUUGGGAAACUGUUCAGAACUUUGUAUCCAGGAAUCAAAAGAACUGAUGGCAAAAGUUGUCCCGAAGAUACGCAAGGUUUGGGAUUCCUUCGUCUUCAUAGCACCUACAGACACGACUUGAAAAUUUAUGCAUCUGAUGAAGGACGUGUUCAGAUGACUGCGGCUGCUUUUGCCAAAGGUCUCUUGGCUCUUGAGGGUGAACUGACACCUAUUUUAAUGCAAAUGGUUAAAUCAGCAAAUACGGACGGACUCUUGGAUGAUGAUGUUAAUGCACGAGAUUUUCAGCAUGAGCUAAAAAGUUAUCUUCAUUCAGCUCUACAAGUAAAUCGUGAUUGGACUAGUGAAGAUUAUGAAAAUUUGAAUCCAUCGGGUAUUCGUGCUAUAACUAAUGCAAUGGAAUUUAUCAAGAAUCCUCGCAAAAUGUGUGAAGAAAUUGCUGGUUAUGUGCAGCGUAUGGUUGAAAUAAUUCAGUGGCAUAAGUGUAACAAAUCAAAUCGUUCCCUUUACUUAAAUGAAUCUUGGGAUUUGGCUGAACGACGCUGGGCUAAAGAAUUACAUGAGUUUCGCCGGGUUAACAAAAGUGGGGACGUAGAAUUCGAUAUUUCUAAAAUUCCUGAUAUCUAUGACAACAUCAAGUAUGACAUGGAGCAUAAUCCAGAAUUGUGCAUCAAUAACGAAGGUGAAUUCGAAAGAAUGUAUUUAUGCGCAAAAAAUAUGGCUGAUAUCGUCGUUCCACAGGAAUAUGGCAUAAGUGAAAGUAGCAAAGUAAUAAUAGGACAGCAUGUCUGUACUCCAUUGCUGAAAAAAAUUAGGAGUGACCUCUACCAUUGUGUGGAAAAUCCAACUGAAGAUGACACACAAACUCGUCUUGAUCCCCGAGCUUCUCAAGGAAUAGCUACACCUUUCCGACAUGUUCGCACUCGACUUUAUUUUACGAGCGAAUCGCAUAUACACACAUUAAUGAAUUUAAUAAAAUAUGGCGGCCUUUGCAGUGUAGAUGACAAAAAAUGGCAACGAGCAGUCCACUUUUUGUCGUCAGUCACUGAAUACAAUUAUAUGACGCAAGUGGUUUUUAUGGUUUAUGAAGAUAGUCGAGCAACAAGUACUAAGAAAGGCACCGACCGUUUCCAUAUCGAACUUUUGUUUUCACCUGGCCUUUAUCCUUGCUUUUUAACAGAAAAGGAACGUAUCUAUGAGACUCGUUUCCCAAACUCUAACAAUAAGCAAUUAGGAGGGCAAUCAAAUUCGAAAUCGAAGCUUCCAAAUCGGACUUGUGCUAUUUCGACUGCUUCACUCUCAUCAAGUACAAAUGAUUUGGCAUCAUUUUCCGGAAUGCUUGCUAGUAGUGGUGGAGAUAGAAGUUGCUCUAGAAAUAGUUCAUGUAGCAGCAUUAACAAUCUUACUGUUGGUAAAACUUCUACUCAGGCUCUAGUUCUUACAAAAAAAUGUCUGGAUUUGAAUGACUCAGAAGAUGAUUUAAAUGAUGAAAGCGUCAAUUUGGUUGCGCUGGAUGAAGUUGCGUCUGGUCAAUACACAACCGAUGAGUUAGCUCGACACAGUCCUGGAAGUUUACGUCGUGAUCGGGGGCACAUUGUAGCAAAUAGUGAAGUAGUCGAAAAUUCUGGAAGUUGUUCAUCAAUAAGUGACUUAGACACUGAUGUACCUUUGCAUAGUACUUCAGGGACAGAAAGUCAGUUGCAUGUUUUGCUGAAAUCUAUCAAUGAUUUGCCCUUCAAGAAACUAAGUACGGAAUUGAAUUCUACUGUUACCGAAUCGAAAGAUUCCGUUGUUGCUGAUGAAACUCAUGAUUCCAGAAAUGAACUUAAUUGUCCUUUCUCAAGUUCUCGUCGAUCUCGCUUUCCUUAUUGUUUCAAGCAUCAUACAGUCAGUUUUUUAACAGAAUUGGACAAUCGUUUAAUCAGCACAGAUGUGCUUUUUGGUAAAUCAGGUGAUACAGCUAGACAAAGAUUAUCUAAUACAGGUCCAGCAGUUUUGUCAACUGCUGUUAUUGCGCGGUCAUCUAGUGCCCCUCGUUUGCAAACAUACAAAGCAGAGGAUGAAAUUUCUGUCGGCGAAAUUAGGCGAUUUUGGCCACCACUUCGUUCGUUAGAAACACUUCACGACAACAUAUUUUUUAGUCAGUUGGAUCGUUUUCUUGAACGGUUGAUGAAAAUUCGUACACCAUUACCAUCUCCACCUAAAACACCCAUUUCUUCUAAUCGAAAAACGUCGGUGGUUGCAGCCGAGCUCUCUGAUACGGCAAAAAAAUUAGAACGAAUUGGCCACUAA
This is a messenger RNA of Thelazia callipaeda (thelaziosis nematode), 3849 nucleotides long. The record is from the annotation of a GenBank genome assembly. Lineage: Eukaryota; Metazoa; Nematoda; Chromadorea; Rhabditida; Thelaziidae.